Molecule: messenger RNA, 1566 nt
Organism: Conger conger (European conger)
Lineage: Eukaryota; Metazoa; Chordata; Actinopteri; Anguilliformes; Congridae
Gene: slc25a24l
Product: solute carrier family 25 member 24, like
Exons: 11
Coding region: 127-1470 (447 amino acids)
Biological process (GO): transmembrane transport
Molecular function (GO): ATP transmembrane transporter activity; calcium ion binding
Source: RefSeq, a predicted model, not a curated record
GUAAAAUUGCCUACCGGAAAGCGUGAUAAUGCAGGGGCCGCAUCUGCAAUAUAGGCUACAGAACGCUCCAGACACAGGCAGUGCAAGAAAGUGACUCAGCAUACCCCGCACACAGGGUAAAGGAGCAUGGAUCAAUUUCGAAACCUGUUCCUUAAACUGGAUAAAACUCAGGAUGGUUACAUUACGGUUGACGAGCUGCACGAGGAGAUGACGAAAAUUGGCAUUUCAUCUGUGGAUGAGAAAGCCCAGGCUAUUGUGCGGAAUUACGACAAAAACCACGAUGGGCGUUUAGAUUAUGAUGAGUUCCUCGUCUACAUGAUGGACCGAGAAAAGAAAUGGAAAAUACAUUUUCAGGCUCUUGACAAAAAUAAAUGCGGAGCCAUUGAUCAGGAUGAAAUCAUACAUUUGUUUCAGGAGGUAGGACUGAACAUUUCAAAGCAGAAUGCAAAGCGAAUAAUACAAAUGAUGGAUAAAGAUAACUCUAUGACGGUUGACUGGGGAGAAUUCCUUCAGCACAUCAUCAUCAACCCUGCAGAGGACAUAGCAGAGCUGGUCUCAUCCUGGAAGCGCAGCAUGGUGUUUGAUGUGGGCGAGAGUCGUGCAAUGCCGAUGGAGUUCACUGAAGAGGAGACGGAAUCGGGAGCCUGGAGGAAGUAUAUUUUGGCAGCAGGGAUGGCAGAUGCUGUGUCUCGGACUGCCACUGCACCAAUCGACCUCUUAAAAACUCAUCUUCAGGUUUAUGGCUCUAAAUCCUUGUCCCGAGGAUUCAGAGAAAUGCAGUUAGGGGGCUUUAAGUCCAUGUGGCAGGGGAAUGGCGUGAAUGUUCUGAAAGGAACUCCCCAGUCAACCCUCCAGUGCUUCAUCUAUGCUCAGAUGAAGGUGCGCUAUCAGGGUCCAGAGGACAGGUUGUCUGUGCAGCAGAGGUUUGGACUGGGCUGUGUGUCUGGGGCAGCCGCCCAUGCUGUUUUCUACCCACUCGAGGUGUUAAAGGUGAGACUGAACCUCUUGCAGAGGGAUGCCUACAGUGGGAUGUUAAGGUGUGCCAAGUCCAUUUACCAAAAUGAAUCUGUCCUUGCCUUGUACAGAGGUUUCAAGCCCAGCAUCCUCUGCAUGAUUCCAUAUGCAGGGGUGGAGUGUGCUGUCCAUCAGUCAAUAAUGAACUGGGCAAAGACAGAUUCGGCCAACAGCAGUGAUGCCAGGCUGUUUUUCUUCAGCUUUGUAGCCUUUGCAUCAGGACAAACAGCCAGCUACCCCUUGGCAGUAAUCAGAACUCAGCAACAGGCUCAGGCUUUCAAUAUGAAUCCACAAACGUCAAGUGCAGUUCAAGGACUUGUUGAUACCUAUGUGAAGCACGGGCUGAGGGGAUUUUACAGUGGAAUGGGGGCAAGCUUUGUGCGAGCUGUCCCUUGUGCCCUUUUAAACUACACUUUAUCCUCAAAACUUGAAAUGUUACUUUCUUCUUUUGAGUAACAAUUUAUGUCAAAAUAUAGGCUUCAUUUUGUACGACUGCAUACAAAAGAUGUUGUGAAAUUUUAUAACGUAUUCCCCUGGUAACUAUUUUUUAUU